AUGGACUCUUUCGACGACGACUCUCACGAGCGCUUUCUCUCCGGCGAACAAAUCGGCGGUCCGUUCGCGCGAAUCGUCGAACAGCCCGCCAAAUGCGGCGUCCGUUUCCGGUAUGAGUGCGAGGGACGCAUUUCCGGCGCCAUUCCCGGGCAGAACUCCACGACUCUGAGGCCCACUUUUCCGACCAUUAAACUCUUCAAUUACAGCGGAAGAGCCAAAGUCGUCGUCUCGUGCGUCACCAAAAACCCGCCCUUCCGUCCGCAUCCGCACAAUUUGGUCGGCAAGAAGUCAUGCAAAGACGGCGUCUGUCAACUCGUCUUUUGCGACGGAAUUUGCGUUUUCAAUAAUCUCGGCAUUUUGUGCGCCAAACGCAAGGAUAUCCGCGAGCGUCUGCGCGUGCGCGAACACCUCCGCUGCGACCCCUUCCGCACGGGUUUCGGCCACAAGUCGCAGGCCUUCAAGAUCAUCGACUUGGCGGUCAUUCGGCUGUGCUUUCAAGUGUUCCUCGAAGGCCCCCAAGAAGGCCAGUUCGACGUCCCGUUGGAUCCGCUCGUUUCGGACCCCAUUUUCGACAAGAAGGCGAUGUCUGAGCUCUCGAUCGCCAAACUGUCGCACUAUUCGGCGCCCGCGAGCGGCGGCCAAGAGAUCAUCCUUUUGUGCGACCGCGUCAUCAAAGACGACAUUCAGAUCCGCUUCUUCGAGGAGCGCGAAGACGCCGUCUAUUGGGAGGCGUUCGCCGACUUCAAAGCCAGCGAUAUUCACAAGCAUUUCGCCAUUUCCUUCCGUUCGCCGAAAUACUGCGACGUUUCCAUAGCGACGCCCGUCGCCGUCAACGUCGAGUUGAGGCGUCCGUCAGAUGGCGGCACUUCCGAGUCCCUCCCCUUCUAUCUGUUGCCGCGCGCCCCUCAAGACCCGCGACAGCGCCGCAAACGGGGGACGCCGCCCGCCAUCGCGUGUCCAGUCGUGUGUCACGAGGAGUACAACGUGUUGCCGACGAUAACGACAACAGAGACGACGGCAAUGGACUUCGAUUUCGACAUGAAUUGCAUUCAAUUGGACGCAAACGAGUUGACGGCGUGUCACGAGUUGUGGGCAGUGGGCGGCGCCUCCGAAGGCCAACUGCUGGACAUCUCGGAGUCGCGCGCCAACUGCUGGCCGUCGAGCGAAGAGUUCGGAAAGACGUUCGCGUGUCUCGUGUGA
This is a messenger RNA of Oppiella nova, 1200 nucleotides long. NCBI's taxonomy places the organism in Eukaryota, Metazoa, Arthropoda, Arachnida, Sarcoptiformes, Oppiidae. The record is from the annotation of a GenBank genome assembly.